This is a messenger RNA of Sitophilus oryzae (rice weevil), 1115 nucleotides long. Its product is annotated as E3 ubiquitin-protein ligase Iruka-like. The coding region runs from base 218 to 928 and encodes 236 amino acids. The transcript has 6 exons. NCBI's taxonomy places the organism in Eukaryota, Metazoa, Arthropoda, Insecta, Coleoptera, Curculionidae. Gene Ontology annotation, cellular component: nucleoplasm; cytoplasm. Gene Ontology annotation, molecular function: ubiquitin protein ligase activity. Gene Ontology annotation, biological process: protein ubiquitination; positive regulation of DNA-templated transcription; ubiquitin-dependent protein catabolic process. The record is from RefSeq and is a predicted model, not a curated record.
CCUAAAUGCAUUUAGUGUAUCUAAAAUCACGAACCCUAUGUUUUCCUUUAAAUCAAAUGGUUUUAUACCAAAUUAUGUUUUUGUCAUAUUCAAUUUUUUUUAGAAUUGCAUAUGCCCACACUGUGCAGAUGGAUUUAUAGAAGAGCUUCAAGACACUGACGAUCAACAAUCGAGGGCAAGAGAUUUCUCAUCUAAUAGUACAUGGGACGAUGAAGAUAUGGAAGAAUUAUUGCUUGCUGAUCGUUUAAUGGACAAUAGAACUGAGAAUGGAGGUCCUUCAGAAGGAAGAGGCUCGUUUCAUCCACUAUCUGCUAAUCUACGACAUUCUUUGCCCAUAGAGCAUCUAGUACAUGAUUUUAUUAUAAAUUUGGGUGUGGGGGUGAAUUGGGGUGGACAAGGCAAUGUGCAGUUUUUUCUAGGCAAUCCAGGAGAUUAUGCAUGGGGCAGAGAAGGCCUCGAUGCGAUAGUCACUCAGUUAUUGAAUCAAAUGGAUAGUACAGGCCCUCCACCAUUGUCAAAGGCUGUUAUAGAUGCUCUGCAAGUUGUUGAAGUGACCGAUGAACAAGUUGGACAAAAUAUGCAGUGCUCUGUAUGCUGGGAGCAUUUUCAAUUAAAGGAACAAGUUAGACAAUUGCCAUGCACUCAUAUAUACCACGAGAACUGCAUAAGACCUUGGUUGGAGCUUCAUGGAACUUGCCCGAUAUGCAGGCAAAACUUGGGUGGCGAUGGAGAGGGAUCUAGUCAGAAUGAAUUCAACCAAGCCAGAGAAGAUAUUGCAAACAUUGAUGCUAGAGGACAAGUUGCCAGCGUACAAAACGUACUCAGAUCGUUGUUCGGAUCGCCCUCGGCCGCGCCCUCUAGUAGCAACCAAAUGGACCAAUCCGGUUCGAGCAGUAGUAGAACGCAAAACGGUGAUUCAACGAUGUAGCUUAGAUUUUAGGAUAUUACGGUGAUGCAUAUGAGGUAUAUAUUUAUCGAUAAUCGAAUACAAAAGUGACACCUAUCUGUUUUCUAUUUUUUCCCUAAGAAUUGUUUUCUUUAAGGCUUUAAUUAAGAUAUUUAACCGUGUAACAAAAUAAUAUCACACGAUAAAAAUAAACUUUAUUUAUCUUGUU